This is a messenger RNA of Meriones unguiculatus (Mongolian gerbil), 1967 nucleotides long. It is a transcript of the gene Cenph, whose product is annotated as centromere protein H. Gene Ontology annotation, molecular function: kinetochore binding. The transcript has 8 exons. Gene Ontology annotation, cellular component: kinetochore; nucleus. Gene Ontology annotation, biological process: kinetochore assembly; mitotic spindle organization; chromosome segregation. The coding region runs from base 83 to 661 and encodes 192 amino acids. The record is from RefSeq and is a predicted model, not a curated record. Lineage: Eukaryota; Metazoa; Chordata; Mammalia; Rodentia; Muridae.
GGUAGACACUUCCGGGCAUCAAUUUGGUGGCGGGAAGAACCUCUAGGGUGUUUCCGUAGAGAUCAGACCUCCGGCCUCCGCAAUGGAGCAGCUUCAGGAGACGCCUCCGGCCGGGGCUGAGGCCUGCGGAGAGGUGCGGAGUGUGCGGCCAGCCGGAGAGGAGCGCUUCGAGGACCGUAUCGGCCUGCUGCUCAGGCUAAAAGCACAGACAAAACAGCAACUCUUAGAAUAUAAGUCAAUGAUUGAUGCAAAUGAAGAAAAAACUCCAGAUGAGAUCAUGCAAGAAAAACAAAUUGAAGUUAAAAUUGAAAGCCUGGAGAAUGAAAUUGAAGAUGUAAAAAGUAAAUUUGAAAUGAAAAGUCUUGCACUAAACAGGAUGAAACUUUCAGUUGCACUUAAAAAUAGCAUGGAAAACAUGGACACUGGGAGUAGUGUGCUCACUGAUGACAUGAAGCACAUAUUAAAGCUGCAUAAGUUAAUAAUGAAGUCCCAGGAGGAGUCUUCGGAAUUAGAGAAAAAGCUGCUUGAAGUGAGAAAGAAGAGACUGCGUCCUGAGUUCAACUCCCAGCAACCACAUGGUGGCUCAAAACCAUCUAUAGUGAGAUCUGGUGCCCUCUUCUGGUCCACAGGCACACAUAGAGGUGGAAUGUUGUAUAAAUAAUAAAUAAAUACAUCUAUUUUUAAAAAUGUAUUUGAUAUAUAUCAUGGUUCUUUUUGAUUGAAAUCAUUGAAAAGUCUAUUUCUAAAUCCCUGACACAGUCACUACACAAAAGGCAGAAAUUUUAUGUUCAAUAGUUUGGAGCUGACUCUAUACUGUGAUUAAAUGUAUAGGUUGUCCAUUGGUUACAGAUUGGAUUCCUCACAAGUUUACUAAAUCAAGGAUUCUAGAUAAAUCAUUUUACCUGCAGAUCAUGAAAACUGUGGGGGUCCAUAAUGGCCUUUUAAAAGAAAACUACAAAAAUAUUCCAUGUGGGAAAACAGAUACCUAAUAAUAAAGACACUUGGAUUAGAAAAACACGUAUCAUAAAUACCAGGCAAUGGUGGCAAACACCUUUAAUUCCAGUACUCGGGAGACAGAGGCAGGCAGAUCUAUGUCAAAGCCAACCUGAUUUACAAAGCAAGUUCCAGAAUAGCCAGGGCUACACAGAGAAGCCCUGUCUUGAAGAAGAAAAAAAAAAAAGAAGGAAAACACAUAUUCCCCCAAGGGAUACUUUUUUGGUAAUUGUAAACCUGAAAGUGGUGGGCUGGAGAGAUGGCUCAGCGGUUAAGAGCACUGGCUGCUCUUCCAGAGAUCCUGAGUUCAGUUCCCAGCAGCCACAUGGUGCGUUACAACAAUCUAUGCUCUCUACUGCCCUCUUCUGGCAUGCUUGUGCACAUGCAGAUAGAGCAGUGACAUGCGUAAAAUCUUUAAAACAAAACAAAAAAACAGCAACUGAAAGUGGCUAAAUAGUUGUCUAAAUAGUUGUAAGAACCAAGGCCUGGGGAUGUAACGCAGUUGAUAGUUUGCCCAACAUGGAAGAAGCCAGGUAUUCCCCUGUCCCAACACUUGACAGACAGCAGGAUCAUGAGUUUCAAGGCCAGCCUGAGCUACAUGAGAACCCGUCUCAAAUAAAAGAGGAACAGAUUAGAAAGAUGGCUCAGAGGUUAAGAAUACCGGUUGCUCAUCUGGAGGUCCCAGGUUUGAUUCCUGGCACCUACAUGGCAGCUCAUAACCAUCUCUAACUUUAGUCCUGGGAUAUCUAUCUCCCUGUCCUGGCCUCUGUGGGUGUUCUACACGCUUGGUGCACAGAUCUACAUGAAGACAAAACACCCAUACACAUAUAACUGGAAUAACCAGGAAAUUCUCUGCUUUAUGAUCUUUGAUGGCUCCGUUUAUAAAGUUGCACAUGCCUUUAGUUAGGUAAGUCUACAUAGUGAGUUCCAGGUCAGGCAGGGUUGUAUAGAGUGGGGGAGGGGGGGCGCAAAAC